Molecule: messenger RNA, 258 nt
Organism: Prunus armeniaca (apricot)
Lineage: Eukaryota; Viridiplantae; Streptophyta; Magnoliopsida; Rosales; Rosaceae
Source: the annotation of a GenBank genome assembly
AUGAUGGUGCAAAGCAAGGUUUUGCUUCUUGCCCUUAUUUUUUUCACAUACUUAUAUGGUCAUUCAACAGCUUCUUCUCCUUCCCUACCGGCCUCGGCUGGUUUGAACGACGAAAUACGCCGGUAUCAGCUGAAUAAUUUGGGCCGUGUUCUUCUUGAUGAGGAAGUGGACUCUCAUCAUCAUCAUCCUCUUGAAAGAACAAUUUUUUUGACAUUUGGUAUUAGGGACCCCAUUCCUGAAGACGAACUGAUGGGCUAA